This is a messenger RNA of Daucus carota subsp. sativus, 2091 nucleotides long. RefSeq lists its product as hypothetical. The coding region runs from base 338 to 1783 and encodes 481 amino acids. NCBI's taxonomy places the organism in Eukaryota, Viridiplantae, Streptophyta, Magnoliopsida, Apiales, Apiaceae. The record is from RefSeq and is a predicted model, not a curated record. The transcript has 6 exons.
UUGCCAGGCGAUUUGGGACGAGCAAAAAGGCUUGGAGAAUUUUAUUCGUUACUUAUGUUUUUGGCCUGAGAAAUACACAGACCCUCCUGGGCAGAGAAAUUGGCAAGGCAACCCACUUAUCUUCAUUUCGAAAAAAACUAAACCUCAUCAACAAAACAAACAGUCUUCAUGGCAGAGAAAUUGGGACCUGAAAAACGACACAGCUUCCUCCACGGCACAUGAUUUGUAUUCUCAUGUAAAGACUGGUUCUUUAUUUUGGACUAUAGAGGAUUUUUGUGACAAGGGGCAGGCUUGGCCUUCUCCUAUACAGGGUCAGGGUCAGGGUAAGCUUGAUCCUAUGGCAGGGGAUAUGGAGCACAAGCACCUCAUGCUUCAGAGGUUUCAGGAAGAGAGAGCACUUGAUCAUCCAGGUCAUGAGCAGCACACGCUAACAUUGGUGCCCAGGGAAUCGUUAUUUGCUUGUGAUGCUUGUUCCGAAGAAGCUAACGACUCUUCCUAUAUAUGCACCACUUGUGACUUUUGGAUUCACAAAAAAUGUGCUCUUUCGCCUUUAACAAUCCCCAAUCCUACAUACCACCGUCAUCCUCUUGAUCUUAUCUACUUCAUUCCUAAAAUGCAUCGCUAUUUCAAACGAUAUUGCAAUAUAUGUAAGAAACCAAUUCGGAAAGAAUCCUGGCUCUAUUAUUGUCAUAAAUGCACAUAUUUUGUGCAUAUGAAAUGUGCAACAUCCUCACAUUCAUCGCCUUCUGAAAAUGAGAGUGAAGAAGAGGGCACUCUGAAUGAUGAACCUCAUUUGGUGGAGCUUCCACUGCAUAGUGUGGAAUCACUAUUGGAUCUGAUAAUAUCCCAGUGUUGCAAGCUCCAGUUUCAAUAUGAAGGUAAAAAUGAAAACAGUAUUGCUAUAUUAACAGCUCCUGAUCCUCCCAUAAUUAAUGAACACUGGAGUCGUAAGGAACAUCCAUUAGUGCAGUUCCAGUUUAGUACUAGUGAGAAUGAUAACAACGAAAAAAAGUAUGAUAGAAGAGAGUUGAUAUGCGACGGUUGCAUUCAACCCAUAACUAUUUUCCAUCCAUCUUACUAUGCUUGUAUGAAAUGUGGUUUCUUUCUUCAUUCCUUUUGUGCCACUAAGUUGCCAAGAGUAUUGGUAGCAAAUGGAUUCUUCUACCAUUGCAAGACCUGUAAUAUUACAAUUGAUAUACGUUGUGCAUUCUUACCCACCAAGAUAAAGCAUAAAUCACACAACCACCACUCCCUUGUUUAUCGUCCAUCCUUCAAAUUUGAAUGCAGUGUGAGUGGUUAUACUAUUGGAGGUGGUGUGCAAUAUGGAUGUGGAACUUGUGGUAACUUUCAAAUUGAUAUAGAUAGUGCAUUUUAUCCUGGUAGCAUGAAACACAGAUACGAUGAUCACCCUGUAACCUUGAGACGACCUCCAUUCUUCUACGAGGGAGUAUUCUAUUGUGAAAUAUGUGAAGACCAAGUUAAUAAUCAAUGGUGGCUCUAUCACUGUGAUGAAUGUGAUCAUUCUUUUCACAAUGAUUGCCUUCUUUCGGGUGGAAGUGUCAAGUUAGGAAGGACUGUCGAAGUUGAUAUUAACGACCAAUCACACACACUUGCAUUGGUCUUGAAGAGGCGUACAAGAAAGACCCAAUCGGAGUACUUCUGUAGAUAUUGCGGGAAUGGCUACAAGUCGAAUCACUUUUUGGAAUGUGAUGGGUGUGGAUAUCUUAUAUGCUGUCCCUGUGUUAGUCAAAUCAAGGCCAGUAACAAGUCCAUACACUUUUGAUGAUGGAGUGAGGUGCCAGGCGAUUUGGGAUGAGCAAAAACACUUCAAGAAUUUCAUUUCUUAUGUUCUUGUUUUGAAAGUUGUUUUCUAUGUAUUAAAAUAAUUUACUUUUAUUAGAUUUUUUUUUUGACGGAAUUUGGAUUUUGUUUGUUUAAUGUAAGAUGUAAUUUUGCGGCUAAAGUCUUAAUCAGAUUAGUGAAGUUAUUGAUGGUAGUAAGAUCAGGAAAUUAGGAAUGCAGCUCUUUUAGCACUGCUCAUGAGAGUUUUUGUUUUUGGAACAUAUGGUAAAAUCAUCUUCUUAUUUCUCU